AUGUCGACAGUACUGCUUGCUGUUGUUGCGGUUAUCUUGUGUAUACUUUUCCGAAUAUUAAAUGUUAACAGUCAACCACAAAAACCUGUGAUUUACGGGAGGGAUAGAAAUUUUAUCGAGAACAUUUUAUUCAUAUCGCCUUUUCUUAAUGAACCUUACAUUCCGACUCGAUUAUGGGGCUUCAGCGGUCACGUCCAGACAAUCCUUCACAGCCUUAUCGGACGCGUUCGUUGUCCUUGGCCUAUUGGUGGAAGAGUAUCCCUUGUGUUGCCAGAUAAAUCAAUACUCACAUAUGAUCUCUAUGAGGGAGUAGGCAACGAGCAUGAAGAUGAUGUGACUGUUGCAAUAUGCCCCGGUAUCGGGAACACGUCAGAGAGUGUGUACAUUCGAACCUACGUACACUACUCGCAAUGCCACGGAUAUCGGUGCGCUGUACUAAACCAUAUUGGUGCUUUGAACAGCGUACCGGUCACAGGACAUCGUAUCUUUUCGUAUGGACACACAGAUGACUAUAAUUACAUGAUAGAGAACCUUCUGGAGCGUUAUCCAAAUACAAAAUUAAUUCUAGUCGGCUUUAGUCUAGGUGGUAAUUUGAUAGCUAAAUAUCUUGGGGAGGAGAGAAAAAGACCAGCCAACAUCAUCGGUGGAAUUUCGAUAUGUCAAGGAUAUAAUGCUAUUGACACAAUGGUGUACCUACUCCAGUGGCAGAACUUCCGGCGAUUUUACCUGUACAUAAUGACUGACAAUUACCGCAACAUUAUCACGAGGCACAAAAGAAUGCUGUUGUCUCCUGAUAUGAAAGCUAGAUACAAAUUAGAUGAAAAUAUGAUCGUAUCUGCUGGUACUUUGCCAGAUCUUGACGAGGCCUAUUCAAGGAGAGUAUACGGCUUCGAGUCAGUUGCAGACCUAUACAAAUGGAGUUCAUCUGCAUUUUACCUUAAUAAUAUAAAAACCCCGAUGAUUUUCGUCAAUGCUCGUGAUGACCCUAUUGUGCCAGAAGCAUUACUCCCCAUUGUACGGGAAUUUGUCAGUUCACACGAUAAAGCUAUGUAUCUUGAAUUGGCACACGGAGGUCAUUUAGGAUUCUAUGAAGGUGGUUUGAUAUAUGCAAAUCCUGUGAACUGGCUAGACCGAGCGCUGGUGGGACUCGCUGGCGGACUGCUUAUGGCGCACAACAAAUGUUCUCACGCAGACGAAAAUAUGCCUAAAGCCUGGAAAAAAAGUACAGAAGACGAACCCGACCUAAUCAAAUCAGCCACCAUCGUCUACCGUGAUCCGUUGGAGAAAACACCUUUAAAUCAACAUUAA
Arctia plantaginis is the source of this 1308-nucleotide messenger RNA. NCBI's taxonomy places the organism in Eukaryota, Metazoa, Arthropoda, Insecta, Lepidoptera, Erebidae. The record is from the annotation of a GenBank genome assembly.